AUGGUUGGAGAUGGUGGAAAGAAGCUUCCUCCCAAUGCCCGCGUGGGCCUCCAGAGGGACGUCGGGGAGUAUGAGGAGGAUCCAGGCAGGACUGGAGGGGGGUCCGCCGCUUCCCCAGGGGUCACUACAGAGGCAAAGCGAAGCUCCUCCCCUCACGCCCGCCCCCAGACCUGGUUUUUCUCUGGACUGUGUAUCCCCCCGCCCCCCACCCCAAGUUCUGAGGCUGCAGCCCGCCACGCCCCCCUACGGACUCUUGCCUGUGAGUCCCAGCCAGUUUUCUUCUUACCUCCUUUGCCCUUACUGGAGGAAGCUGGGGCCGCUGCGGGAGAAACAGGAAGGCUGAAGGCACACGUCUCAGGCUCUGAGCACUCGCUUCCCCCGGGAUGGGGAGUCUUUCCGGAGCCCCCGGACUCGGGUCUCCGGAGGGCUGGAGACUCUCUCCGCGCGGGCGGCAGCAGGGGGCGCUCGCGACCUGGGGACGCGCGGGUCCUCUGGCUCCGCAGGCCCGACGGAGGCCAGGCCGGGCGGGGAGCGUUUGGGGACGGGGGGCUGUUGGGCGGCGGGAGGAGAGAGCAGCGGGCGCCCACGGCCCAGACCCCGCGCUCGGCCUCAGCCCCGUGGCCCGCAGGAAAGCGGUCCCGCCUCGCUGCCAGCCGGCGCGCCAGCUCCCCGCACGCACGAACCGCCACGGCGGCCAUCGCGGCGGCCAUCACCUUCCUCAUCCUCUUCACCGUCUUCGGCAACGCGCUGGUCAUUCUGGCGGUGCUGACCAGCCGCUCGCUGCGCGCCCCGCAAAACCUGUUCCUGGUGUCGCUGGCCGCCGCCGACAUCCUGGUGGCCACGCUGAUCAUCCCUUUCUCGCUGGCCAACGAGCUGCUGGGCUACUGGUACUUCCGGCGCACGUGGUGCGAGGUGUACCUGGCGCUCGACGUGCUGUUCUGCACCUCGUCCAUCGUGCACCUGUGCGCCAUCAGCCUGGACCGCUACUGGGCCGUGAGCCGCGCCCUGGAGUACAACUCCAAGCGCACUCCGCGCCGCAUCAAGUGCGUCAUCCUCACCGUGUGGCUCAUCGCCGCUGCCAUCUCGCUGCCGCCCCUCAUCUACAAGGGCGACCCGGGCCCCCAGCCCCGGGGGCGCCCCCAGUGCAAGCUCAACCAGGAGGCCUGGUACAUCCUGGCCUCCAGCAUCGGGUCUUUCUUUGCUCCCUGCCUCAUCAUGAUCCUCGUCUAUCUGCGCAUCUACCUGAUCGCCAGGCGCAGCCACCGCAGGGGCCCCAGGGCCAGGGGGGGCCCUGGGGAGGGUGAGUCCAAGCAGCCCCCCCUCGGCCGGGGGAGGGCUUUGGCCUCAGCCAGGCUGCCCACUCGGGCCUCUCCUCUGGCUCCUGCCGGAGAGGCCAAGGGACACUCCAAGCCCACGGGGGAGAAGGAGGGAGAGACCCCUGAAGAUGCUGGGACCCCGGCCCUGCCACCCAGCUGGGCCUCCCUUUCCAACUCAGGCCAGGGCCGGAAGGAAGGUGUUCUUGGGGCGUCUCCAGAAGAGGGAGCUGAAGAGGAGGAGGGGGAGGAGGAGGAGGAAGAGUGUGAGCCUCAGGCAGUGCCAGUGUCCCCGGCCUCAGCUUGCAGCCCACCCCUGCAGCAGCCACAGGGCUCCCGGGUGCUGGCCACCCUACGUGGCCAGGUGCUCCUGAACAGGGGCGUGGGGGCUGUGGGUUGGCAGCGGUGGUGUCGACGGGCACAGCUGACCCGGGAGAAGCGGUUCACCUUCGUGCUGGCAGUGGUCAUCGGCGUCUUUGUUCUCUGCUGGUUCCCCUUCUUCUUCACCUACAGCCUGGGUGCCAUCUGCCCGAAGCACUGCAAGGUGCCCCAUGGCCUCUUCCAGUUCUUCUUCUGGAUUGGCUACUGCAACAGCUCGCUCAACCCCGUCAUCUACACCAUCUUCAACCAGGACUUUCGCCGUGCCUUCCGAAGGAUCCUUUGCCGCCAGUGGACCCAGACGGCCUGGUGAGCC
Molecule: messenger RNA, 2007 nt
Organism: Carlito syrichta (Philippine tarsier)
Lineage: Eukaryota; Metazoa; Chordata; Mammalia; Primates; Tarsiidae
Gene: ADRA2B
Product: adrenoceptor alpha 2B
Exons: 4
Coding region: 1-2004 (667 amino acids)
Biological process (GO): regulation of vasoconstriction; adenylate cyclase-activating adrenergic receptor signaling pathway; platelet activation
Cellular component (GO): membrane
Molecular function (GO): alpha2-adrenergic receptor activity
Source: RefSeq, a predicted model, not a curated record